CACCGUUCGAGUUGCAGGCGCAGAAGGGAUCACCCCACCCCUCUCAGGCCAUCGUUUACUGUAUGUAAUGUAAGCCUUUUCGAAUUCUUAUCUUUCACAACACAACUGUCUCCAUUCCCGCACUAACCGACGCGCGCCGCCGCCGCCGCCGCCGCCGCCGUAACCUCAAUCUCCGAACAACUCACUUGCUUCAAAUUUCAAUUCCUGUCUCUCCGCGCUUAUCUUCUACUACAUUCCAACUGUUAGUAAAAUAGGGUUUGCUUCGGUUAGGGUUUCUUCCUCAGAUGGAUAACGCCCGAUCAGCGAACGGCGAGGAGAAUGCGGCGGGAAUCCCGGACGAUUUGCGGUGCAAGAGGUCCGACGGGAAGCAGUGGCGGUGCACGGCGAUGUCGAUGCCGGACAAGACCGUCUGCGAGAAGCACUACAUCCAGGCAAAGAAGCGCGCCGCGAAUUCCGCUAUGAGAGCGAAUCUCAAGAAAGCGAAGAGGAAGUCGCAGUCGCUGUCGCUGAACGAGUCCGAUAAUGUUUAUAUGGAGAGCAAGAGCGACGAUUUCGAUGUUCCUCUCUCCUCCAUUGGCCUCUCUCAGAAGAAGCUCUCCAAGAACCAGUUCCGCUACGAGCCGGAGCGCGACGCGCCGCGAAGAGGCUCGUCCGCGAGACGCUCUUCGAACCUCAACGACGAUGAUGAUGAUGACGAUGACGACGACGUGGAUGGGGAUGCGGAUGCUGAUGUGGCGCUCUAUGAGGAAGAGAAUUGGGUCUCCUGUGACUCGCCGCCGGAUUCUUCGCGCAAGAGGUCGCGGAGGAGCUUGGAAGCUAAUGCUACCACUGAAUAUUCGGACGGAACCUCCGCCGGUUCUUCCGACGAGGACACCGGCGGGCAGACUUGUCACCAGUGCCGGAGGAAUGACCGCGACCGAGUUACUUGGUGUCAACGGUGUGAUAGGAGGGGAUAUUGUGAUAGCUGUUUAUCAACAUGGUACUCGGACAUUUCAUUGGAUGAAAUUCAGAGGAUAUGUCCUGCUUGCCGGGGUAUAUGUAAUUGCAAGACUUGUUUGCGAAGUGAUAAUUCAAUUAAGGUUCGGAUACGCGAGAUACCUGUUCUAGAUAAGUUACAGUAUCUCCAUGUGCUGCUGUCGUCUGUGCUACCUGUGGUAAAGCAGAUCCACUGUGAACAGAGUUUUGAAGUUGAACUUGAAAAGAAGUUGCGUGGUGCUGAAAUAGAUCUUCCAAGGAUAAAAUUGAACUCAGAUGAGCAGAUGUGCUGCAAUUUCUGUAGGAUACCUAUUACUGAUUAUCAUCGACGCUGUCCAAGUUGUUCAUAUGAUUUGUGCCUUAGUUGCUGUCGAGAUCUUCGAGAAGCAACUGCAGAUCACAAUAAAGAACCCCAAACAGAGCAAGCAAAAACUUCUGAUCGAAAUAUAUUAAGUAAAUUUCCUCAUUGGAGAUCCAAUGACAAUGGAAGUAUUCCAUGUCCCCCUAAGGAGUGUGGUGGCUGUGGUUAUUCUUCACUAAAUUUAAGCCGGAUUUUCAAGAUGAACUGGGUUGCAAAGUUGGUGAAAAAUGUAGAGGAAAUGGUUAGUGGCUGCAGAAUUAGUAAUGCCGAUGGUCCACCGGAAACCGGGCUGAAUGAUCUGAAACUUUGCCAAUAUUCUCACAGAGAAGCCAGUGAUGAUAAUUAUCUUUAUUGCCCAGCAUCCGACGAUAUCAAAACUGAUGGGAUUGACAAUUUUAGAAAGCAUUGGAAAACUGGUGAGCCCAUUAUUGUUAAGCAAGUAUUUGAUGGGUCAUCCAUUUCAAGCUGGGAUCCAAUGGUCAUAUGGAGAGGGAUUCUAGAGACAAUAGAUGAGAAAGCGAAAGAUGAAAACCGGAUGGUUAAGGCCAUAGAUUGCUUAGAUGGGUCUGAGAUUGAUAUUGAGCUUGCUCAGUUCAUGAAAGGAUACUUUGAAGGGCUUAUUCUUGAAAAUGGUUGGCCACAGUUAUUGAAAUUGAAAGAUUGGCCUUCACCUAGUGCUUCUGAAGAAUUUCUGUUGUACCAAAGACCUGAGUUUAUCAGCAAACUACCUUUACUUCAGUAUAUUCACUCCAAGUGGGGCCUUCUCAAUGUUGCAGCUAAAUUGCCUCAUUACUCCUUGCAGAAUGAUGUAGGACCCAAGAUAUAUAUAUCUUAUGGGAUUAGUGAUGAACUUGGUAGAGGUGAUUCAGUGACAAAUCUCCACUUCAAUAUGCGUGACAUGGUGUACCUUUUGGUUCAUACAAAUGAAGUAAAGCUGAAGGACUGGCAGAGAACUAAAAUUGAAAUGAUGCAAAAAGCUAAAGCUAAUAAGGAAUUUGAGGCAAAAGAAUCACAUGGGGAUCCUCAAAUAUCUUCAAGGGGGAGUUCACCUGAUUCCUCACUUGGUACAAAAAGUAGUGGACUGGAAAUAGACUCAAACCAGAAUAAGUCAAUUAUGGAUCAAGGGUUUGAAAUUUAUUCUAGUGCUGAAGGUAAUACGGCCAAUUGUAAACUUCCAUUCAAUCAAAAUGGAGACGUCUCUGAGAAAACACAUCCUGGAGUUCUUUGGGAUGUUUUUCGUCGGCAGGAUGUUCCAAUAUUGACUAAAUAUUUGAAAAUACAUUGGAAGGAAUUUGGGAAGUCAGAUGAUCUUGGAAAUGAAUUUGUUGAAUGGCCUCUUUAUGAUGGAGCUAUUUUUCUUGACAAACACCAUAAAAGAAAGUUGAAGGAAGAAUUUGGAGUGGAGCCUUGGUCAUUUGAACAGAAUUUGGGGGAAGCUAUUUUUGUUCCUGCUGGUUGCCCUUUCCAAGCAAGGAAUGUUCAGUCCAAUGUUCAGUUAGGCCUUGAUUUCUUAUCUCCGGAAAGCGUGGGUGAUGCUGUAAGAUUGGCAGAGGAAAUUCGCUGUGUACCUAAUGAACAUGAAGCAAAGCUUCAAGUUUUGGAGGUUGGGAAGAUCUCCCUUUAUGCAGCAAGUUCAGCCAUCAAAGAAGUUCAAAAACUUGUACUUGACCCAAAACUUGGCGCCCAGAUCGGUUAUGGAGAUCCUAAUUUGACUGCAAUGGUUUCCGAGAAUUAUGAGAAGAUGGUUAAGCGGAGGCAGAUUACUUGUGCUUGAACUUCCACACUCGGUCAUUGAAUCCGGAAAGAGGGGGGAUUGUGUACAUUAGUUGUAUUUGAGCAAUAUUUUAUGGGUUGGUAUUUUCAGUGUAGUUUUGAUCAAAUACCUAGGUAAUCAUUUAAAUGUGUAUAAUAGUUACGUUAGAGAAUCAUGUAAUGACCAACUUCAAAUCUGAUUUUAUUUCAAAAUGUGGAAAAGAAACAAUGUAAUAUAUACAAAGCUAAAAAUUUGUGUCU
This is a messenger RNA of Glycine soja, 3349 nucleotides long. RefSeq names its product lysine-specific demethylase JMJ25-like. NCBI's taxonomy places the organism in Eukaryota, Viridiplantae, Streptophyta, Magnoliopsida, Fabales, Fabaceae. Gene Ontology annotation, molecular function: histone H3K9 demethylase activity; chromatin DNA binding; transcription coregulator activity. Bases 285 to 3110 code for a protein of 941 amino acids. The transcript has 13 exons. Gene Ontology annotation, biological process: regulation of transcription by RNA polymerase II. The record is from RefSeq and is a predicted model, not a curated record. Gene Ontology annotation, cellular component: histone deacetylase complex; chromatin.